AUGGCCCUAUGUUCCCAAAAUAAACGUGGGCGGGAGGGCUCAAGCUGCUGGGGUUUCUCAAGUGUCGACUCCGUCCCGAGUGAGGAAGGCAACAUAUACAAUGCUGCAAGGGUAAGCUCCGCUGCCGACGACAACGCUCAAGACCGCCAUGUCCAUGGCAUCGAUGACCAGCUGGGCACCGACCUGGUCAUGUUCAUGUCCCUAACACCUAUCCAUGAUAUACGUUAUCGGUUGCCGGUUCGAAGGUUCGAGGUGGUUUCCGAAGAACAGAUAGAUUCAACGAUGUGGCCUUCACAUGCAUUAUCGCGCAGUUACCCAUCUUCAAUGGCCCCAAGAUGGAGACGAACGGAGACAACGCUGUCUGUCCGCUCGUUGUCAAGAAUUGACGAAUUCCACCGACCGCGGCGACGCAAAUCCAAAUCGGCAUCUCUCAACGACGUUGAUAGCUGUUGGAGAGAGCUGCUAUUUCCUGAGAGCUUCCCAUCUCCUGUUGGCCCUGUCCUUCCAAAGUAUCCGCCGCCGGUGAGGUCUACUACUCCCCCGGGACUUCCGUCUUUCGGCAGUCGAGAAGCUCUUUGCUAUUCUGCUCAAGUUCUGGUCCGCCCUCCGCCCCUGAAUGGACGAGGACAGCAGCAUAUCCAGGUAUCUUCAAAUGCGCAAUGCCAAGGCCAAGUUAGCAACCAGCACAACUCCUACAGGCAGUUAUUGCGAAGGUUUCUUGGUUUGUCUUCGUCCACCCCCACCCCGUCUAGUGAUGGAGUGGUGCGAGGCAUUGGAAGAGCAGAAGAUGGUACCGUUGUCCAGGGACGUUUCCCUUACAGACAGAGCGGCCAUGGAGUGAAUAUCGCCAGACGGCUGGAGGACCAUCCCUUUCACAGAUUAAAUCUUCCCAUUGCAGAAUGUGGGGGUUGCGAUACCAAUGGCAAUGCUACCAUUCAACGGGGACGACCUAACAGACCACCAAACGAGACUAAAGGAGGUAAUUCGGCUCACGGAAAUUCAGGUCGCUUGUCUAGGCCACGUACUUUGCACAGCUCCCAAGUCGUUGCGCCGUCACCUGGACCAGCUGCCACAUUCUAUCCAUGGGGGCAGGCCUCGGCAGCUACCGUUCGCCCAACGCCCCGGGAUAUCCCUCAUCAAGACUGUCGUGCCCAACCCCAAUAUAGGUCAAUAGUCUCUGCAGACCGCGACGGAUAUUCCCCUCCAUAUCCUGGAGCUAAUAGUGGUGUUUAUGGGGGGCGACAUCCUUCAGUACGACAACCGUCAUUGAAUGUGGCAAUGCAGCCCACGAACCCUGCACCAGAGCAGGCAUCCAACGCACAAGAACGGACAAAUAUUUGGACAAGCUCGUUGAGGAUUGCUCAUUCUUACUUCUCUUGUUGUUCGGAUGAGGAAGCUGAUGGAGACACCACGGCCAUUGAAUUAAGUAGUUCCCGUGAUACCUAUGCGACUGCAAGGAGUUGGAAUGAGAGCAAUAACAACCCGCGUGCCAAUCGUCCAGGUGGACCAGAGUGA
Molecule: messenger RNA, 1515 nt
Organism: Monascus purpureus
Lineage: Eukaryota; Fungi; Ascomycota; Eurotiomycetes; Eurotiales; Aspergillaceae
Source: the annotation of a GenBank genome assembly